Molecule: messenger RNA, 1075 nt
Organism: Notothenia coriiceps (black rockcod)
Lineage: Eukaryota; Metazoa; Chordata; Actinopteri; Perciformes; Nototheniidae
Product: WD repeat domain phosphoinositide-interacting protein 3-like
Exons: 2
Coding region: 80-328 (82 amino acids)
Source: RefSeq, a predicted model, not a curated record
GCACAACAAUCAAUAUAUACAAAAUAACAGUCACAAUAACUUUGAGGACUUUGUCUGCGAACUUGUGUCCGGAUUAAUUAUGUGUCCUUCUCUCUGCAGUUUGGCCUCAGCCAGCUUUCUUCCCAAAUACUUCAGCUCCAAGUGGAGCUUCUCCAAGUUCCAGGUGCCCUCAGGCUCCCCCUGUGUGUGUGCCUUUGGAACAGAGCCCAACGCUGUAAUGGCCAUUUGUGCUGACGGCAGCUACUACAAGUUCCUGUUCAACCAGAAAGGAGAGUGUUCUAGAGACGUGUACGCUCAGUUCCUGGAGAUGACCGAUGAGAAAAUAUGACUUUUGACCCCUCUGGAGACUUGCUGCAUCACAGGCGGAUUACAUUUUUUCUGUACUUAUUUUAUUUUGAAGGGAAGGUCCCAUGAUGCACUUAUCUUUACGUACUCUGUUAAAGAGCAUCCGUUGAAGAGAGGAACAAAGACUGGGGAAGCUGAUCAGAUGGAUGAAGACUUUUGUUUUUCUCAGACUCCUGAAGAUUGUCUCUGGACAGAGGGACACAGAGGGUUUUCUCUGGACAGGGGGACACAGAGGGUUGUCUCUGGACAGAGGGACACAGAGGGUUUUCUCGGAUGCAGACUUGACUCCCAAACCAAACACUAAAGAGUGAAAGGUAUUUUUUGAAUAUAAAACAUGCAGCUUUUUAAGACGUCUUCCGAGGAAUUUCCAAAGGAUGGUUAUUCUUAAGAUAUGAUGACUCUGGUAGUUCCAUGGAUUGAAAAUAUUGAGAUUUUUUUUCAAUGUACCACCUAACCUAACUAUAGGGAGUGCCUCAGACUGGAGAGAAGCUGUAUGUGUGCACUUGUUGUCUUUGUCAUCUAUACUUGUGUGUGUUUGUGUAUAUACCAAUGUACCACAUUCGGUGUCCACAUCUGAAUCAGAAUGCAGUUGCAUCGGAACACACUGAUUCUGUAUUGUAAGUGUCACCUUAGUAUUAAUAGAUUUUCUUAAAUUCACUGUAUAAACACAAAGCACCAGACUGAACUUCUAACUCAAUAGAACUGUACAGAAUAGAAGCAAAAACAUUUA